Messenger RNA from Cryptotermes secundus, 925 nucleotides. Its product is annotated as SNW domain-containing protein 1-like. The record is from RefSeq and is a predicted model, not a curated record. Gene Ontology annotation, biological process: mRNA splicing, via spliceosome. Lineage: Eukaryota; Metazoa; Arthropoda; Insecta; Blattodea; Kalotermitidae. Gene Ontology annotation, cellular component: spliceosomal complex. The coding region runs from base 18 to 836 and encodes 272 amino acids. The transcript has a single exon.
CCCAAUAUCCAUUGAAUAUGGGUAGAGAAGGAAAUGAAGGCACAUCAAAUGCCCUUGCAGUUCAGUUGGAAGCACAGGGGAAGGUAAAGUAUGCCGUUUUGGCACGUCAGGGACACUCAAAGGACAAGAUAAUAUACUCAAAACUGACAGACUUGCUUCCAGCGGAAGUGGUGGCUGGAGAUGAUCCAAGCCUGGAGAGACCAUCAGAAGACAAUGUGCAAGAGACUACCGACAAAACUCGUCUUGCCUUGGAACGUCUCACACAUACAAAGAUAGCAGUUGCUAUGCCAGUCAGGUGUGCACAGUAUAUCCGUUACACACAGUCUUGGCAAGGGGCUGCCUACAAUUCAGGUGCAAAACAGCGUGUCAUUCGAAUGGUAAAGGCCCAGAAAGAUCCAAUGGAACCACCAAAAUUUAAAAUCAACAAGAAGAUACCUCGUGGACCUCCCUCACCGCCUGUUCCAGUACUGCAUUCUCCAACAAGAAAGGUGAGUGUUAAAGAAAAGAAUGAGUGGAAGAUUCCACCAUGCAUUUCCAACUGGAAGAAUGCUAAGUGGUAUGCAAUCCCUUUGGACAAGCGUCUCGCUGCAGAUGGACGUGGCCUGCAGCAGGUUCACAUUAAUGAGAAUGUUGCCAAAGUGGCAGAGGCCCUUUAUAUCACUAAUAGAAAGAUACGUGAAGCUGUGGAGAUGCGAGCCCAGCUGCAGAAAAAGUUAGCACAGAAGCAGAGGGAGAAGAAGGAGGAACAUCUGCGGCAACUUGCGCAGAAGGCCAGAGAGGAAGAGGUUGGCAUCAGAACUCAAGCAGCUGCCACAGAUAAAGAUGAAGAGGCUUGAAACCUUGAUCGGCUGCGUUAUGAACGCCACAAAGGUCGUCAGCGUGAUCGCAACACUGCAAGAGCUGCUUCAUACAAGAGGUCAAAGCU